Messenger RNA from Loa loa (African eye worm), 2227 nucleotides. RefSeq names its product NAD dependent epimerase/dehydratase. Gene Ontology annotation, molecular function: dTDP-glucose 4,6-dehydratase activity. The record is from RefSeq and is a predicted model, not a curated record. The coding region runs from base 18 to 1925 and encodes 635 amino acids. NCBI's taxonomy places the organism in Eukaryota, Metazoa, Nematoda, Chromadorea, Rhabditida, Onchocercidae. The transcript is spliced from 12 exons.
AAUUGCAGAAACUGCUAAUGUCCAUCUAUACACCUCGCAACGUGCUAGUCACUGGAGGUUGCGGUUUUAUUGGUUCCAAUUUUGUGAAUUAUAUCUUUCGGGUUUGGCCACAAACUAACAUUGUCAACAUUGAUAAACUGAUUCUGAAUUCGAAUGCUUUCUAUGUGGAUGAAGAAGUAAUCGAUUCAUCCCGAUACAAGCUUGUCACAGCUGACAUACGUAACAGUGUAUUAGUUGGACGCAUCUUGAACGAAAACAAGAUUGAUACUGUAAUACACUUUGCUGCGGACUGCACUUCAACGCGAUGUUAUGACGAUCCUGUGGAGUCGAUUGAAAAUAAUGUGAUUGCAUUUAUCCGGUUUAUGGAGAGUAUUCAUUCCUAUAAAAAAGUCGAAAGAUUCGUACUUAUUAGUACUGAUGAGGUAUACGGUGACUCUAAUCUGGUAGCAGAUGAAAAAGGCAAAAUUGAGGAUGCACUUCUUUUGCCCGGAAAUCCUUAUGCAGCUACAAAGGCAGCCUGCGAAUCAUAUGUUCAUAUUUGCUGCGAAUCGUUUGCAAUGCCUAUUAUUAUUUUACGCAUCAACAACAUCUAUGGACCUAAUCAGUGGGAUGUCAAGGUAGUUCCUCGCUUCAUUAAAUUGGCCAGAAAUAUGGAAAAAUUUACUGUGCAAGGCAGUGGGAAACAAUUACGUUCAUGGCUAUAUGUCGACGAUGCUGCUGAAGGCAUUCGAAAAACUGUCGAAAGUGGAAAAAUUCAUGAAAUUUAUAACAUCGGAACUUAUUUUGAAAUGAAUGUAAUCGAUCUUGCACGUGUUAUACAAGCGGAAGUAGACCGACAACUUGGACGAAAUCCAACUCCCGUGGAAUUUAUUGGUGUACUAGAUCGGCCAUAUAAUGAUUUACGCUACUUGCUUGAUUACAGCAAAAUUAAUCUGGACACUGGCUGGUCACCAAAAGUAACAUUUGAAGCAGGUAUCAGUCGGGUUGUCGCUUCGGCAUUAAGCCCACCAAAAAAGAAUCAGAAGAUGGUCGUUGUUAUUUACGGCGGUAGAGGUUGGAUUGGACAGCAGUUCUGUAAGAAAUUGCUUGAGCGGAAGGUCCAUUUUACUUUGGCCAAUUGUCGAAUCGGAAAGAAUAGCGAUGAAGAGGUUUUGGAUGAAUUAAAUGGCUUCUGUUGUACACAUGUACUCUGUUGUACGGGAAGAACGCACGGUGGUAAAUUCAAAACAGUGGAAUAUCUGGAAGGAGGACCAAAACAAACUUUUGAGAAUAUACGGGAUAAUUUGUACUCAACGAUGGCUUUAGCAAGGAUAUGCCAAACAUUGGGUUUGCAUUUCACUUAUAUCGGAACUGGAUAUUUAUUUGCAUAUGAUAAGGACCAUCCAAUAGGCAGCAAAGGCUUCACUGAUAAUGAUUUGCCAACAUUUUUCGGAAGUUCAUACUCGGUUGUGAAAGGUAUCACUGAUCGUAUGAUACAGCAUUAUCAAGGUGGAAUCAAAGAGUGCUUAAAUGCUCGAAUAACGUUACCACUCAAUUUCUGUUUAGACGAUGAGAGAAAUCUGUUGACCAAAAUUUUAGGAUAUAAGCAAAUAUUCGACAUUCCAGUAUCGAUCACAAUACUGGAUGACUGCAUACCAGCACUUAUUGAUCUCAUGGAAAGACGUGUUGGUGGCAAUUUGAAUUUAGUCAAUCCCCAGCCGAUCAGUUUUUCCCAGAUACUGGAACUCUACAAGAAGAUUGUUUGUUCAGAAAUACAUCACUACGAGAUACUAGAUUCGAACGAUAACAAAUAUCGUGAGCUAUGUGCGACAAAAGGUAACUGCGCUUUGGAUACGUCCAAAUUGGAACAGCUUUGUCCAGAGAUUCCGAACAGUUUCGAAAGUCUACGGAAGGGUUUCACGAAGAUGAGAGAUAACCUCAAGUGAUUCAAAUCUUGCCUUUAGGUAAUCACAAUAGACAAAUCAUUAUGAGAUAAUUGCAUACCUUGACCACAUGCAAAAUAUUUCUCGUGAAUUAUUGGCAUGGGAUAAAUUUUUAAAAAUUAAAAAUAAAAUUAAAACCGACCUCAUUUUUGGGAUGAUUAUUGUAUCAACAUCGGACAUCAUCUCUCUGCAUCACGACAAUUGACAAAUGCCCCAGCGAAAAUUAUUUAAGCAGGCGAGUAAUUAACGAAAUUUUUCAUCCUGCAAUUGAAUUUUUCGAAGCCUUCUUUGAUCCGUUAUGUGUG